This is a messenger RNA of Uranotaenia lowii, 5761 nucleotides long. RefSeq lists its product as uncharacterized. Gene Ontology annotation, biological process: monocarboxylic acid transport; transmembrane transport. The record is from RefSeq and is a predicted model, not a curated record. Bases 1979 to 4477 code for a protein of 832 amino acids. Gene Ontology annotation, molecular function: monocarboxylic acid transmembrane transporter activity. The transcript has 6 exons. NCBI's taxonomy places the organism in Eukaryota, Metazoa, Arthropoda, Insecta, Diptera, Culicidae.
UAACAGGAACAGUUGGCGUUGAAUUCUCGGAAGCGGAAGUCCAACUUGAGUGUUUGCCUCGUAGAAGUGGGAAUUCAUAUCAGAUAAACCGUAACUCUGAUUGCACCGUUCAAAUGUGAACUGCACUUUGUGAUUUCUUUAUGGUGAAGAAGGUUUACACAUCCGAUAGUUGAGAUUUGAUUGAACUAAACAUGGUUACUCACCCCGGCAAAACUACUCAACCGAAACCGAGGACGAAGGAUUAUGCCAUAAAGUUUAAAGUGCUCUUGUUUUUUAAUAUGUGUUGAGAGUAAAAGUAAAAAUUAUAUCUUUUUCAAUAUGAAAUCAAUAUAAUGAUCCCGGUCGGUUUGCAAAUCAAGAGGAUAGAAGACUACACCCAAAAAACCCCCCUCGCAUCGGUGAAUCGAAUUCAGUGGAAAGAAAACGGUGAAAAAUAAAAACACAAGGGGAAAAUUCAUUCCCGUAAAGACCAAGCUGCCCAAGUGUGUGCGUGAUUUCGAUUUCGAACGGUCAAGUGAAGGAAAAAUCUGCUCUAAGCCGGUUCGAACGAAAAAGAAAAACAGCUGAGCGCCUAGCGAGUUUCAAAUCUAUAUUAUACAGUGAUAUUUAAAAGCGUCACGUCGCCGUCGUGAAAAAUUUGUACUUGAGCAAAGGCGCACGAAUACAGUUCUUAGCUCUGCUGGCUGAGCUCAGUCAGUAGUGAUUUCGAGUGGAAACAAACAAGUCGCAAGUGUGCUUGCUUAUCGGCGUUUCGGGGAAGAAAGUGUAGCGGCCUCGGUCUUCAUUGAUUGAUUCAUUGAUUGUGCUGUGGGGCUUGUGUGUGAUAUUUGUGUUUGGUUUUAACGGAAAAAAUGUGGGCCACCUUCAAAGGACGAAAAGCCUGACACGACUAGCUUCGUGCCUGAAUUCGUGUGAAGAGAGUUUGGUAGUUUGCUUGAGUAAAACAAAAAGUGGGACCUUCGGAUCCCCCCGGAAUAUCUGAAAGUGACUUUGUACGGGUCGCCAUUGUGGCGCAUUAUCAUCGUCAGUUGCCGAGUUCGCCAAAUCGGCGCCCAACCGGCUUGAUGAGAAAGAAACCAGUGCUAACCGAGUUGAAUCAAAUCAUUGCGUACCCUAUGUUUUAUACCCGGAAGAAGGACUUUCCCAGAAAAGAGAGUAAUUGUGAACGGUAUUCACCGAAGGAUCCGCGCCUUAGAUCGACCCAUUUAAAGCUAUCGACGUUAAUAAGGGUUAAUAACACCACCACCCGCCAAAAGACUAUACGAAGAACGUCGUCAGCCGCCGUCGUCCGCGCGAUCGAAAGUAGUUAGGAUUUUCGCCCGGUAUCAACAACCCCCCAAAAAAAACGGUUGCGUAGUGUUGUUGCUGACAGUUCAAAACAGCUUCAUCGGCAACACAAAUUUUCCCAGAUCCUCGCGAAAAUCUCACGCUUUCCCUACUCUCUUCUCGGUUUAUUAACGUACCCCAAGUGUUUGUCUGUGUUUGAGAGAAUUGCGCAUCGACAACACUUCAGCUACAAAAGAAAAGAGGAAAUCAGAAAGCCAACCGUUAAGAACCUAGACCACAGAGAGACGAUCAUCAAUCCCGGCGCUAAAGGACAGUGCUGAGGAACAGCGUUGUCAGUUGGAGCGAACGAUCGCACUCGUUGAGAUUGCUUCCGGUUCUCGGGCGUCGCAAAGCAGCUGUUUGACAUAUGACCAACCCAACAAACUCCGACGGUUUCUCGCAAACUUGUGAUCACUUGUGUCAGCCCCACGCUUUUCGGACGCCAAGCGUCGUGCCGCACUUAUUUUGGGACCCGAGUUGUUGUGUAUCGCCGUCAGCGAGCAAUCACACCUGAAGGUCAGGGCAAAGCCGUCCUGUCGUAAAUUCGCGACGCCGGCAGUCGACGCCAACAUUUACCGAGUGAUUUUGCUUUUCAUCAACAUUUUCGUCAACUAACAACAUCAACCGAUAGCUAAGAAUAGCUUCGCCGAAAAUGGUCGUCGAAAUACAGAUCACCGACCCGAGCAAUAAGAGCUAUGUGCUCAAUAACAACAAUAACAACAACGCCUAUCCGCGUUUCGACAAGGAACACCUGGAAGCGAUCCGGACGACGCUCCUCAACGCCAACGAAGUUACCUUCUGUAACAUUUCGGAGCGCGAUGAGAAGGACCCGCACAUGAUGUCGCAGCUGACGGUGAUCGAGACGCCGGACAUCCGUCGUAAAAAGCGCCUAAUUUCGGAACUAUCUGAAGACUCGAUCCUCUCCUCUUGUCCGGAAUCGACGCGUAAAUCGAAACCAAAAAUACCGGACGGCGGCUACGGGUGGGUGGUGGUGUUUUCAUCGGUCAUGAUAUCGCUUAUCAUGGACGGUGUGUCGUUUUCGUUCGGGUUGAUCUACAUGGAGCUGCUCAAUUAUUUCGGUGAAUCAAAGUCCAAAACGGCAUGGAUUGGGUCCCUCUUUAUCGCGGUCCCCCUUCUGAGUGGACCGAUUAUGUCCAGUCUGGUCGAUCGGUACGGUUGCCGGAAGAUGACAAUCCUCGGAGGUAUGGUGGCUACGAUUGGCUUCGUGUCUGCUUCCUACAGCCAGUCGGUUGAGCAGCUUUACUUCACCUUCGGUAUUGUUUCUGGGUUGGGUCUGGGCGUCGGAUACGUCACCGUCGUCGUUUCCAUCGCUUUCUGGUUCGAUAAAAAGCGUACCUUUGCCACUGGUAUCGGUGCUUCCGGUACCGGACUGGGUACUUUCCUCUAUGCUCCCCUCACCCAAUGGCUAAUCGAGUAUUUCGGUUGGCGUGGAGCUACCCUGAUCCUUGCCGGAACCCUCUUCAACAUCUGCGCCAUGGGUGCUUUGAUGCGGGAUCCCGACUGGAUGAUCGAAGAAUCGAAGCUGGAAAGCCGUUGCCAAAGCAUGGCCACAUUCUCCAACUCCAGCAUUGCGCUCGACGAAAUCAAAAAACUGCUCGAAACCGGUGUCCCCAAGGAACAUCUCCUAGACACAUUGGUCACCAACGUUAACACGGAAGCCAACCAAGACAUCCCACCGGACGACCCAGCGGUUUCCAAAAAGUACCAAAGUGAACUAUCACUGCCGACCUUCAUCAAGCACGAUCAUGAUCACAUCUCCGGAAGUCGUCAUUCUCUGCGCCACAUGCUUCUUUCCAAGGAAACCUACCGUAAACUUGAAGAACAACUCUCCCCACUAGAAGAAGUAAUCCCCAACCAAGCCAAGUUGGCAAGCUCGGAAAGCCUCAACUCCUACGAAAAACUUUCCAGCACGGGAAACGAGAAUCACUCCAGUCUCGGAUCCAAAAUUUCCCUGCAAACGCUUAGCGUAGCAUCCCUCGACGAAGGAUACCUCAGCAGUCAACGGCAGAAAGAGCUUCAAUCCCGAGGAGGUGGUUCAACUUGGUCCCUGGACGAAACCGCCCUAGCAGCCAAGGAAGAAGCCGACGAAGAAGCGCGAAGAUCCUUCCGAGGAACUUCCCUGGAUGUGGUCUACGAGAACGAGAUCUUCAAUCCGAACGUCAACACCACCGUUACGCUGGAAGUUCCGAAGCAGAAGCACCUCAAGCCGGUUAAGAAGAAUGGUGGCCUGAAGCGGUCCCACGCGCAUCAUUAUUCGUUGCGGUAUUCGAACUUCCUCAAGGAUAUGCGGGUUCAUAGGAACUCGAUUCAUUAUCGAGGAGCGCUGUUAAACACCCAUCGAUAUCGGUUGAAGGCUUCGUCAUGCCCCAACAUCUACCGUAACUCGAUGACCACCAUUGCAAGGGAGAAAGAUGAGAUAUAUAUUGUGCAUCCGUUUAUGAACCGUCUAGAAGCAUGGUACGACAGCUUCGUCGACGCCAUCAAGACCAUGUUCGACUUCUCGCUGUUCUUCCAGUACAAGUUCGGCAUGAUGUCCCUUUCGACUCUGAUGCUGUUCACCUGGUACAUCAUACCGUACUUCUGCAUCCCGGAUUACAUCCUCAUCUACGGUUUUACCGAACAGGAUGGAGCUAAUCUGAUUUCUGUGAUCGGUAUUACGAACACUAUCGGGAUGGUCGGAUUGGGUUGGCUCGGUGAUCGUCCCUGGUGCAAUGUGAGCCGGACCUAUGCCAUCUGUCUGGCUUUGUGCGGUGCUUCGAUAGCUUUCAUUCCGUUUAUCGUUUCGAGCUACCCGUGGAUGAUGCUUAUGUGUAUCCUGUUCGGGAUCACGUUUGCCAGCUCGUUUUCCUUUACCCCGAUCAUUCUGGUGCGAUUGGUUAGUCUGGAUGAUUUUACCGUGGCCUAUGGGUUGUGUCUGCUGGUGCAAGGUAUCGGUAGCUUGAUUGGGCCUCCGUUGGCAGGUUUCCUAUUCGAUUUGACCUCAAGUUGGGACGUUGCGUUUUAUGCGGGUGGGUUCUUCAUUUUCCUAGCCGGAAUAUUCGCCUGGUGUGUUGGCUCGCUGGAUCCGAUCCCGGAUGACGAGGACGAAGAGAAGGAAAGUGAGGCAUUUAGCUCGACUUUCACAGAUUAGAGGGAUAGUAGGCCACUCGAAAGUGACUGAAGACACAGAGAUUUCAAUUGUCUACGUUUCAAGGUUCAUAAUUGGAGAAUACAUUUAGUGACAUCUUAGUUUUAUCGUAUUUAAAAUUGAAUUUCGUACUAUUUUGACCUUUUUUCUAGAAAAUUCACAAAAUUCUGGCAAUUCAUGUCAGUUUAAAGUGACGAUUUGUCUCUGUGCCUUCAGUCUGUUUAACAAGAAUGAAUUAUUCAAAUUUAAGACCUGAAGUUGGAGUUGAUCGAGUAAAGAUAGAGAGAGAGCAAUAAGUACUUAGCAAUGACAAUUUUUUGUUUGUUUAAUCUUGAUACUAAGUUUACAGAGUAAGCAUUUUUGGAGGUAGUGUUAAUUAGUUGUAAUUUUGUUUGAUUGAAAACCGAAAUCUGAAUCAAAAACCUAACAAUACAAUUCAGCUACCUCAUUUUUUUGUCUAAAAGUACAGUUUACACGCAAUCCUCAAGUUCAUUUUUGGCACAUCUCGAAAACAAUCCAAACCUAAAAAGUAUUCAAAAAGAAAUUUGAAAGCAACAAAUAAUAUGCCUUAAACUUUUCCCUCUAUUUCUAUAGGAAAAAAAGUCCACGUGUAGAAUCUUUGAAACACAUUUCGUAUUUUAGCUAGCUAGCAGAACAAAAACUUAUGGAGACAGACAUCAGAUAGAUCUGACUGCGGUCUAUUUACACUAGUAAGAUUUCGGCAUCCCCAAAAAGGAUGCAACACGAUUCAGUUUAGUAGAUAAAACUUGUGUAGCAAUUGAAAUAUUUUGCUGAGCAAAACGUGUGAUCCCCGAUAUAGUGUUUAGUUCAAAUUUUUGGAAACGAAUUUUGUCUAAUAACACCAGAAAACAGGUUUUAAUUGGCUCCUUUCGUAGCAUAUGAAUAUAUCAUAGAUGCACCACGAGCAUAAAUUCCUCAUUUAGGUAGCUACUUGUGUUUAUCGUGUGAUAAAUAAAAUAAUUAUUUAGGAAAUUUUAGGCCAAUUAGCAGACAAAAAGUAUGCAGCAAACUUAAACCAAUUAAAAGCAUUCGUAUGAUAGUUUUAGAUAAAGCUAGCCUCGGAAAAAAUGUUUGAUAAAAGAAAAAAUACUAAAAAAUAAAUAUAGCAAAAAUUCUUCGAACAUUUUUAACCAAUUUUGGGAUUGUAAAAAUUACUGCUCUACAUCGAUGUUGAAAUAACACUUUAGGGAAAACCGUAAAACAUAUAUGCGAGCGAGUUCACCUACCCAAUUACAACACUAGUUUGCAAUAAAUUUAUAUAUUUGA